AUGCGUUUUUCCGUUUUGGCUCUUCUCUCUGCGGUGACGGCGUUAGCUGCCCCCAGUGACCUACAAAGUCGAGAUGUCUCAACCGAUGAGUUGACCCAAUUCAAAUUCUGGGUUCAGUACGCGGCGGCCUCAUAUUGCUACGAUAACUAUGUCUCCAAGGCUGGCCACAAGUUGACUUGCUCAGCUGGCAAUUGCCCCGAUGUUGAGGCCGCCGAUACCUCUAUAAUUUAUGAUUUUUCCAACUCCACGUCUACGGACACUGCCGGUUAUAUCGCGAUCGACAAUACCAACAAGGCCAUUAUCCUAGCUUUCCGCGGCUCAUAUUCCGUUCGCAAUUGGAUCGCGGACGCUGAAUUCUUUUAUACCAAUCCCCAGCUGUGCGAUGGAUGUAAUGCGGAACUUGGGUUCUGGAGCUCUUGGACAAAUGUCAGGGAUGACAUUAUCCCACAUCUUAGCGCCACCGUAGACACCCACCCCGACUAUGAGUUGGUCGUGGUCGGUCACAGUCUUGGUGCUGGGGUCGCUACACUGGCUGCAGCUGAUCUCCGUGUUAAGGGUCAUCCGUCAGCCAAGCUGUACGCGUAUGCCUCACCCCGAGUUGCCAACCCUGCUUUGGCCAAGUACAUCACAUCCCAGCCCAACAAUUAUCGGUUCACGCACAUCAAUGACCCCGUACCCAAGCUGCCACUGCUUGCUAUGGGGUAUGUCCAUGUCAGUCCAGAAUACUACAUCACCGCUCCCAACAACGCUUCGGUAUCCGCGAAUGAUAUCAAGGUGUUGGAAGGGGAAGUUAACUGGGAUGGCAACACUGGUACGGGUGUCCCAUCUCUCUCUGCCUUCCCAGCCCACCACUGGUAUUUCGAGAGAGCGGAUGGGUGUAAAGGUCCUGGCCUUCCUUGGAAGGUUUAA
This is a messenger RNA of Penicillium macrosclerotiorum, 909 nucleotides long. RefSeq names its product lipase family protein. The transcript is spliced from 3 exons. The coding region runs from base 1 to 909 and encodes 302 amino acids. NCBI's taxonomy places the organism in Eukaryota, Fungi, Ascomycota, Eurotiomycetes, Eurotiales, Aspergillaceae. Gene Ontology annotation, biological process: lipid catabolic process. The record is from RefSeq and is a predicted model, not a curated record.